UUGUUGAAUUUUAAAUUUUUUUCACCAAACCUUUCCAGAAAAGAGUUGUUUACAAAUCUGUCUGCGUGCGCGUUGACGCAUGCGUAUAGCUUUUUACCUGUUAGUCAGCAUUCCCGCCAAACUUAUUGUUUACUCGUGUUUAUUUUUAGUAUAGCUGUUAGUUAUUAUGAGUUGAAAAGAAAUUACAACUAAAAAAGUUUAUAUUUAAAAGUUUUCUUUUAAAAUUUAUAUAUUAAAGUAGUGGAUAAAUAAUUAACAUGAAAGAAGGAAGCACAAAUACAGCAUCUACGUUACAUACAGUAACUUCAGAGCAAGAAAAAAUAAAAAAACCAUUACACACGCUUCAACCAACAGCUACAGACAAGGAAAAUUUAGUCGCAGGAGGUAGAGCACUUAGAUCAUCAGUAUCUAGCAAAGGAUCCGUUAAGGAUGAAAUGUCAGAAAAAAUGAAGUCUGAAGUUUUAAAAAAAGAUAAUAAGAAAACUGUGAAGAAAAACACCGUAAUUGUUCAAAAAGACAAAAUUACGUGUAAAGACAAAGCCUGUCAAACUGCCAGGGGCGAAAAAAUUAUGAUUGAAAUUGAAGAUUUAACAUCUGAAGCUGGUCCAAGUGAAAAUUAUUGGCAAGUGUUAGCUGAAAGACGUCGAAUUGCUCUCGACGAUGCAUUAGAAGAAAAUCGAGACUUGAGUGAAAAAGUAAUAAAAUUAGAGGAAGAGAAUCGAAUUUACAGAGAAAUGUUGGAUGAAUCAAGAGCUCUUGUUGAAGUUCUUCAGGAAAUGAUUGGAGAAGAUCGAAAUGAUAUUAAUAAUUCAUUGGAAGAUAGUGUAUUAUAAUGUUUAUAGAUCCAUCUUUAAAAUAAGUCGGUUUAUCAAUUAAUGAAUGACGAUAUAAAUAAUUAAUUAUUAACAACCGUAUUUGAGUACUCUUCAAUUAGCAUCAAGUUUUUUUUUCUUUAUAUAAAAAAAAUUUCCCAUCCUAGC
Messenger RNA from Chelonus insularis, 980 nucleotides. It is a transcript of the gene geminin, whose product is annotated as geminin DNA replication inhibitor. Lineage: Eukaryota; Metazoa; Arthropoda; Insecta; Hymenoptera; Braconidae. The record is from RefSeq and is a predicted model, not a curated record. The coding region runs from base 258 to 833 and encodes 191 amino acids. The transcript has 5 exons. Gene Ontology annotation, biological process: regulation of DNA replication.